Messenger RNA from Dacryopinax primogenitus, 1436 nucleotides. RefSeq names its product NIPSNAP-domain-containing protein. Gene Ontology annotation, cellular component: mitochondrion. Lineage: Eukaryota; Fungi; Basidiomycota; Dacrymycetes; Dacrymycetales; Dacrymycetaceae. The coding region runs from base 38 to 844 and encodes 268 amino acids. The record is from RefSeq and is a predicted model, not a curated record. The transcript is spliced from 9 exons.
CAUCUGCAUACCGGACAAAGCUAGAGGAAAGACAACGAUGAGCCUGCUUGCUACCCUCCCUCGACGUGCGCUAUCCCGCCCUUCUGCGCUCGCAACAAGGGGGAUAACACUCGACGCUAUACUGCAUGGAUCUCCGGAGGCGAAGGCUGAGGGGGAAGUAGCGAUCCUGCAGCAUUCAAGGCUCGUUGCCAGAGGGAAGUACGUGCAUGAACUGCUCACGCACAGAGUCAAGCCGGAAGCGGUAGAUGAGUAUCGGACACAUAUCGGCAAAUAUUUGACGGGCAUUGCGAGCAACCCCGAGUUUCAUGUGAAGCUGAGCGGGAGUUGGGAAAAGAUUGUCGGAGAGCAGGAUACUUUCGUACAUAUCCUGGAGUACGAGAACUAUGCUGGGCAUGACAAGUCGACCAAGCUUAUCCGUGGCUCUGCUCUGCACAAGCAUUUCAAGGAGAAUGUCCUCCCCCACGUGAGGAGCCGCACCUCCCAGAUCUGCCAGGAGUUUGCCUUCCUGCCCACGUCACCGCCCUUGACGAAGGGUGGGAUAUACGAGAUGAGGAGCUACCAGCUUCGACCGGGGACGCUGCUGGAGUGGGAACAUACUUGGCGUCGCGGAUUGGAUGCGAGGAAGCAUUUUGUCAAGCCUGUUGGCGCGUGGUUCUCUCAAGUCGGCCGGCUUCACCAAGUGUACCACAUUUGGCAGUACGCGGAUCUGAAUGCUCGCAAGGAAGCUCGCGAGCAGGCGUGGCAGCUCGAGGGCUGGAGCGCAACAGUAAACCAAACGGCGAAACUAGCGACGUCGAUGGACUCUGAGAUCCUGAUCCCGCUGCCUUUCAGCCCGCUCAAGUAAAGAAUCUUUGUUAACGAGCCAAUGUGUAUAAUACAACAUCCGUGACUGUUUUGGAAUCGAGUCGUCCUCACUGUUGCCUUCUCGACCAUCCCUGAACCCCGACAACCUAUCCAUGUACGUGUCUCAUCAUCAUCAUUGUGUGGCAGUGUUCGGCAUGUUCAGAAAUAGGCUGACUCCUUGAUUGUCGGGUGCGACGGCCUGGUCCAUAAUUGAACGCAACAGCGAGUGUGGGAAUAAUGAUCUUUCCUUCGAGUCUUACUACUUUCCUCGUCUAACCUCUUUUUGUCGUCCGCGCCGGUGCUGCAUUAUACUUGGAAGUGAACUAUUGGAAUCUGGGCUGGACAUCUUGAUUGUUUAAACCUCGUGUUGUUGUGUUGCUGGCGACGACAUAACCUCGAAAGGGCGUCUGACUGCGCGCUGUCCUCAUCCAACUGCCAAAGACUUGAAUGGACGCAGACUGGAAGCCCUACUUCCACCUGGGUCUGGACGGCGGAAUCUUCCUCCUCCCCUUCAUCCGCCUCUCCUCUCUCCCCUCCUUCCUCCUCGCUAUCACCCUCACAGCCUGCAUCUGCUACCUCGAGCGCUCGCUCAC